UGCGUGCGGGACGUGUUUUGGAAGUACUCUUGCGCAUAUACUCUGCCUGGUUAACGCACACUGCACUUUCCUUUUGGAGUCGCGGGUACAAGAGCAUGAUUGCGCUCACGAUCAUCGUCGUCAUUCUCACGUAUUCGCAGCUAUGGGACCCCGUCAACGCAUGCGUCAAAUGGGGAUGCACAGAGGAUGAGAUUGCCUACCUGGAAGAACGCAUACAGUAUGACGGUCGCUACCUCACCUGCAGCUUCUUUCCGAAACCUGGGAGGGAUUGUCCGUGCUGGGAGGAGGAGAAAGAAGGGACAGAAUGCUGGGACAUGACUGAUGCUGAAGACGGCAGGUGCUUCAGAGGGGUAUGUUACAACAAGGACACGUACGGGUCUGUCAUAAAAGGACAGCGACAAAAGAGGGGCUUACGGCUGUCAAUAUUAUUGCAAGAAGAGGCCUCACGAUAUCGUCGAUCGUCCUGAUGGUCAUCAGUGUCUGGACCCCGCAACGGCACGUACUGGCGGAUGUCGUGGAGGUUAUUGCCAUAAGUUCUAUAGCUGGGAUGUCUGAAGAUAUCAAGAUAGAAAUCGAGAAAUAUCUGGUUGUUUUGCUUGUCAAUGCCUCUGUUGGAUCGAUAAAACCUAUUUGCAUGUU
Molecule: messenger RNA, 639 nt
Organism: Ornithodoros turicata
Lineage: Eukaryota; Metazoa; Arthropoda; Arachnida; Ixodida; Argasidae
Exons: 6
Coding region: 96-467 (123 amino acids)
Source: RefSeq, a predicted model, not a curated record